AUAUUCCUCAAUUUUUUUUUUACAAAAAUAAAAAAUUGUCAUCUUACUGUCUUGCACUCCAAAACCACUCCGUUAAACCCUCUUCCUCUCUCUCUAUCCUCCAUUGAAGCGCGUGCUCUGAUUUCUCCAUUGAAGCAGCUUCAGAGCUUUCUUUUUUUCCAUUGAAGCACCUUCUGAGGCUGUAGUUUAUAAUCCUUAUUUGUAGGACAGAACUCUGAAAAUGGAUCCUACCGACGAGGACUCGCUCCUUGCGAACUCGAGGUUCUUAACUCGGCAGGAAGUACUUAAACGGCGAGUUCGUCGAUUGAGGCGACUCGCUGAUUGUUACAGGGAUCAUUACUGGUCUUUAAUGGAGGAGGUGAGACGGAAACACCGGGAGUACUACUGGAUGUAUGGGAAAGGCCCUUGCAGGGAAGAAGAUGAUGAAGCCGAGGAGAGAGAAAAUGGCGUUGGUACUAGUAAUGCGAUGAACGGCAAUGGCGUCAAUGGUAAUGGUAACAGUGAAAAUGGUGGUAGUGGUGAUAAAUUAGGGGUGGAGUAUGGCAGAAGUUUCAGUUGGUGCUCUUAUAGUGGGUGUGGAGGGAAAGCUAUGGCGUUAACGCGAUUCUGUAUCUUGCAUAUAAUGAGCGAUAGCAAGCAGGUGCUCUACAAAAAAUGCAAAUAUCCACAAUUGAGAGACGGCGGGCGGAUUGGUUCCCUUCUUUGUAAUAAGGCUAUACUAAGCGCUACCACUCCGACUCUCUGCCAGAGACAUGCGCUGGAUGCUAAGAGGCACAUCAGCCAGGCUUUGAAAAAAGGUGGUGUUUCUGCUGCCUUGUCUAACAAGGCUGCUACCAAGUUUCAUCUUGUGAUAAAUGAGUACGUCCAAUUGAUUCAAUCUAAGAGAAGAUUUAUUGCAAGAACUAACAAGGAUACCAUUGCAAUUGAGAAUGGCGGUAAUUGAAUAUUCUAAUCUACAUUUUAUCAGUAUAUAAUCAGCAUUUUAGUGUGGUUGAUGGAGCACAACAUUUGACAUAUACCGAUCAUGAAACUAUGGGCCUCGUCUCUGCUACACCAGACCAGAUGUCUCCUUCUCCCGUUGAUCUAUAGUGUGUGUGAUGUUUUCCCGACCCCCCCCCCCUCCCCCGUCUGCCUUUUACUCUCCUUUUCCUGAGAGAUGAUCUGUUACUUUGUUGUUAGGGGAGUGAAUCUGGAGCAGUGCAUGACAAAUGAUCACUUUAUCAGUCGGUGCUGUAUAUAAUUGCUGUAUAGAACAUAUUCUCGGCUAAGGCGUGAUACUUUUAAACUCUUUUGUAAGUAUUGUUCAUGAGCAUUAGAAUGUUACGAUAUAAA
Chenopodium quinoa (quinoa) is the source of this 1332-nucleotide messenger RNA. RefSeq lists its product as uncharacterized. The transcript is spliced from 3 exons. Lineage: Eukaryota; Viridiplantae; Streptophyta; Magnoliopsida; Caryophyllales; Amaranthaceae. The record is from RefSeq and is a predicted model, not a curated record. Bases 221 to 943 code for a protein of 240 amino acids. Gene Ontology annotation, cellular component: NSL complex.